UUUUUCAGGAGACCUGGUGGAACAUAUCUGGGCACCAUGCUGACUGAUCUGGAGAAUGCCUUGGAUUCAUUCAUUGACGUCUACCACAAGUACUCCCUGCUGCAAGGAAAUUACCAUUCCAUCUACAUGGACGACAUGAAGAAAUUGUUAGAGAAGGAGUGUCCUCAGUUCAUAAAGAAAAAGAGUGCAGAAACCUGGUUCAAAGAGUUGGAUAUCAACAGUGAUGGGGCAAUUAACUUCGAGGAGUUCCUCGUAAUGGUGAUAAAGGUGGGCGUGGAAGCCCACAAAGAAAUCCACAAAGAGUAGCAGAGCUGCUGGGAGCUGGGGCUGGGCCCCAGACAUGUACCUGUAGAAUAAUAAAGUCA
Molecule: messenger RNA, 365 nt
Organism: Cynocephalus volans (Philippine flying lemur)
Lineage: Eukaryota; Metazoa; Chordata; Mammalia; Dermoptera; Cynocephalidae
Gene: S100A8
Product: S100 calcium binding protein A8
Exons: 3
Coding region: 37-306 (89 amino acids)
Biological process (GO): neutrophil chemotaxis; neutrophil aggregation; leukocyte migration involved in inflammatory response
Cellular component (GO): cytoplasm
Molecular function (GO): calcium-dependent protein binding; calcium ion binding
Source: RefSeq, a predicted model, not a curated record